CUGCAGGGUUUUGUGAAGGAUGUUCAUGAAGACUCGGUCACGAUAUCCUUCGAAAACAACUGGCAGCCUGAGCGGCAGAUCCCCUUCGGCGACGUGCGGCUGCCCCCGCCGGCAGACUACAGCAAGGAGAUCCUGGAAGGGGAUGAGGUGGAGGUCUACUCGCGAGCCAAUGAGCACGAGCCCUGCGGCUGGUGGCUGGCCAGGGUGCGCAUGAUGAAGGGCGACUUCUACGUCAUCGAGUACGCCGCCUGCGACGCCAUCUACAACGAAAUCGUCACGCUGGAGCGGCUGCGGCCCGUGAACCCCAGCAGCGUGGCCACCAAGUGCAGCUUCUUCAAGUUCACCAUCGCGGUGCCCGAGGACCUCAAGGAGGCCUGCUCCAAUGAGAACGUGCACAAAGAGUUCAAGAAGGCCGUCGGGGCGAACUGCAUCUUCCUCGGCUCCACGAGCAGCGAGCUCGUCAUCCUCUCCACCAACGAAUCCACCGUCAAGAGGGCGUCUCUGCUGGGCGACAUGCACCUGCGCAGCAUCCGGACCAAGCUGAUGCUGAUGUCUCGGAACGAGGAAGCCAACAAGCACCUGGAGACGAGCAAGCAGCUGGCCUCGGCCUUCCAGGAGGAGUUCACCGUGCGCGAAGACCUGAUGGGCCUGGCCAUCGGCACCCACGGGGCCAACAUCCAGCAGGCGCGCAAGGUGCUGGGCGUCACCGCCAUUGAGCUGGACGAGGAGACCUGCACUUUCCGCAUCUAUGGGGAGACGCCAGAAGCCUGUAAGCAGGCCAGGAGCUUCCUGGAAUUCUCCGAAGACUCCGUCCAAGUCCCCCGGAACUUGGUUGGGAAGGUGAUCGGCAAGAACGGCAAGGUCAUCCAGGAGAUCGUGGACAAGUCUGGCGUGGUCCGGGUGCGUGUGGAGGGCGACAAUGACAAGAAGAACCCACGGGAGGAGGGGAUGGUCCCUUUCAUCUUCGUGGGAACGCGGGAGAACAUCAGCAACGCGCAGGCGCUCCUGGAGUACCACCUGUCCUACCUUCAGGAGGUGGAGCAGCUGCGCCUGGAGCGGCUGCAGAUCGACGAGCAGCUGCGCCAGAUCGGCCUGGGCUUCCGCCCGCUGUCCAGCCGGGGCGACAAGGAGCGGGGCGGCUACGCCACCGACGAGAGCACCUCCUCCUCCCUGCACGGCACACGGACCUACGGGGGCAGCUACGGGGGCCGCGGCCGCGGGCGCAGGGGGCCCAACUCUGGCUACGCUACCAACUCCGACAUGUCCAACGCCUCAGAGACGGAGUCGGAGAAGAGGGACGAGUACGAGUGCCCGCCGGCCAGCGACCGCGACCCGCGCCUGGAGGACAGCCGCCGGCGGGCAGGGGUGGGCCGCGGGCGGGGGCCGGCCCCGGGGCCUCGCGGGAGCGGCAGCAAGUACAGCAGCUCCUCCAUUAGCUCAGUACUGAAAGAUCCGGACAGCAACCCCUACAGCCUGCUGGACAACACCGAGACGGACCAGACCGCCGACACGGACGCCAGCGAGUCACAGCCGGUCAGCAACCGCCGGCGCCGGUCCCGCCGGCGUCGCACGGAUGAGGACGCCACCAUGAUGGACGGGGCCCUGGAGUCCGACAGCACCUCAGUCAACGAGAACGGAGUCGAAGAAGAGUCGAAACCUCAGCGGCGCAACCGCAGCAGGCGCCGGCGCAACCGCGGCAACCGUGUGGACGGCUCCAUCAGCCGGGACCGCCAGCCAGUCACCGUAGCCGAUUACAUUUCCCGGGCCGAGUCGCAGAGCCGUCAGGGGCCUCCACGCAAGGAGAGCCGGGAGAAGUCGGCGGAAGACAGCACGCCCCGGCAGAAGGGGGAGGCCGACAGCACGCUGGUCAACGGCCCCUCGGAGAACGGAGAGCACGCUGCUGCCGCCGCCGGCGGGGAGGAGGAGGCGGCGGCGGCAGUGGGGGCCGCCCUGGUGAACGGGGUGUCCUAAGCCCCCCGAGUCGCAGCCGGCCAAACCCUCCUCCGAACCAAGUGGAACGGCCCCUACUUUUCACCUGCUUGCAACAUCUUAAGAGAAACAAAAUAAACACCACACCAGUCUCUUGUUUAAGAACAAAACCAUUAUUUUAAAAAGCAAAACGAAUCAACCCAAUCCCAAGGUAAUUAUCUAGUGCUCGUUAAAAGCUUGCCAAAGAUGGGAAACUCUUUACCACGGCUCUUAACACAUCCAGGUUAAGCUUCAGCAAUGGCAGCCGGGCGGGGCAGUGGCGCCCCUCCUUUUUCUGCCCUCUUGUUAUGUCCGAGGGGGGCUCUGAUGCUACCUGAGCGCACCGCCCCCCCUUCCGAGAGGCGCAAACCGUGUCGGGGGAGACUAUGACUUUCAUGCAUCUGUUUUUGGUGACUUAAACUUUUUUCUUUUGAAACAAACGUGAGGAAAAAAUAACCGGCUAUUCAAACUGGGGAAAGGAGAGGGAGAGAGAAACCUGUGCCUUCUGAUGACGCAGACACACACUCACAACAAACACACACGCACGCACCCACCCACCCACCCACCCACUAGUGCAGAGUGCUCUUGUUUUUUCCUUUAUUCUUCGACCAGCUCCGAAUCGAAGGCAAGGAUCCGGGACGUCCGAGCGAGUGGGGCAGGGGCGCGUCCCGCCCAGCGCAGGGGGCCGCGGGGCUGUCCGAGGAGCCCCCUCCACCCGGCCCGGACGGCCCGGCCCCUGCUGGCGGGACGCGGCUCGGAGGCGGGCGAGGGAGGCCGGGAGGCCGCGCCAGGGAGAGGCAGAGCGUGUCCCUCCUCCUCCUGUUCCCUUUAUUAAAACACUGUGGAAGACAAAAAGAGACGACGGGCUUAGAGCGGAGCUGACGCCACAGACCUGCUCCUGGCGUGCCUGCCUCAAGUUUGUGUGUUUGUGCGUGGGGAAAGGGGGGCUUUGAUCUGUGACGGUUGAGACUAUUUAUUUUUCACUGUACAGUAUUUAAAAAGAGAAUAAAAAACCCAACUCUUGAAAAAAAAACCAGCA
Messenger RNA from Varanus komodoensis (Komodo dragon), 3007 nucleotides. RefSeq names its product FMR1 autosomal homolog 2 (gene FXR2). Gene Ontology annotation, cellular component: membrane; neuronal cell body; dendritic filopodium. Gene Ontology annotation, biological process: negative regulation of translation; regulation of dendrite morphogenesis; regulation of modification of synaptic structure. The coding region runs from base 211 to 1971 and encodes 586 amino acids. The record is from RefSeq and is a predicted model, not a curated record. The transcript is spliced from 16 exons. Gene Ontology annotation, molecular function: translation regulator activity; mRNA 3'-UTR binding; protein homodimerization activity. Lineage: Eukaryota; Metazoa; Chordata; Lepidosauria; Squamata; Varanidae.